AUCAGCUGUGUCCAAUCACAGCUGAUCACAUAGCACUGAUGAUCAGUAUGCCCUGAUGAUCUGUGUAGCCCCAGCAGUGCCACCUGUCAGUGUCCAUCAGUGCCAGCUGUCAGUGCUCAUUCAUGCCACCUGCCAGUGCCCAUCAGUGCCACAUUUCAGUGCCCAUCAGUGCCACAUCAAUGCCACAUAUCAGUGCCCAUCUGAGCUGCCUUUCAGUGUCACCCAUCAGUUUCAGUCAGUGCCACCUAUCAAUGCCAGUCAGUGCCACCUAUCAGUGCUGCCAAUCAGUGCCACCUAUCAGUGCCAGCCAGUGCCGCCUAUC
Staurois parvus is the source of this 322-nucleotide messenger RNA. NCBI's taxonomy places the organism in Eukaryota, Metazoa, Chordata, Amphibia, Anura, Ranidae. The record is from the annotation of a GenBank genome assembly.